CACACCUUGUUAAUGUUUACAUGUCCUGGCAGAGGAGAGAGCGGGUCCCUGCGGCCGGUGCUGCGUCUGAGUGCAGGUGCAAUUUCAACAUUCAGCCACAAGAUGGCAGCAGCAGGGAGCAGGGCCACAGCGGGACCUUGGCCCGUCCUGAUGGAUCUCAGUGCAGACUCUGGGACGCUCCUCACUCAUAUCUCUCGAGGGGACCCUGAUGUGGAGCGGGAGCCGUCUGCAUUCAACGCCGCCCGUCAAACAGAAAGCGUCUCACUUCAUUUGCUGGAGUUUAGAAUCUGUCUUCUUGAGGCUGUGGAGGAGCUGCAUAUUCGAAGGGGCGCAGAAACACGCCUUGAAGAUCAGAUCAGUAAACUGGUAGUGGAGAAACAGGAGCUGGAGUGGCAGAAGGAAUCCCUGCAACAUCAAAUUGAAAUGCUGACAAACCAGCACACAGAGUCACUCACCGGUGUUAAGAAGCAGUUUCAGGCCAAAAUAAAAGCCAUCGAGGAGGAAAAGGGAAAGCACCAGCUCAGUGCUGAGUUAAAAGACAAGGAGAUUAACAGCCUGAAAGAGGAGCUGAAGUCACUGCAGCUGUUCAAGUACAGUUUGGAGAAGAAAUCAAGUGAGCUGGAGCAGAAACUGGCCUUGCAGAGCCGCUUAAAGGACAGCCACUUGAAACAGCUGGGGGAGGUGGAGAAACGCUUCAGCGCUCUGUGCAGGAAGUGCGCCGUGCUCAAACAGGCCCACGACAAACUGGAGCAGAAUGUUGCUGAGGCCAUGAGAGUCAACACGCAACUGAAUUCAACAAAUAAGAAGCAAGAAACAGCCAUCAGCUCCCUAAAGCAGGAGGCAGAGGAACUGAAUAACCAGGUGAUGAAGGCCAAGGUGUUGAGAUCUGGACUUUGUGAGGCCACUGAUCAUUCAGCCACAGAGCAGCACGUACAGCAGCUGCAGCACAGGCUGCUUAUGGAAACUGAACUGACCAGAAAAGUCAUGGAUGAGAACGCAGCUGAACGAACUGGAAAGCAGAAGGUGGUGAGGUCUCUGCAGCAUGCUCAGCUCCUGUUGUUGAGCCAGACUCAGUUAGUGAGCAGAGUGGAGCAGGAGCUGCACACACAGAAACAGGAGAACCUGGCCCUUAAGCGAGAACAUGAGGUGAUGCGAGAGAAAAGCAAGGCAGCAGAAGACAAGCUGGCCCAGCUGAUGGAGGACUACGCCACCUCCAAGACCAUUUGGGACAAAGAGAAGCGAGACCUUCGAGCAGUGACGGAGGCGUACGACCAGCUCCGGCAGAAACACACUGAGUUGUCUUCACAGGCCGCACUGCAGGCACAGUACACACAAGAACUGGAGACAAGAGGCUACAGUCACAGCCGCAGUGUUUCUGACCUGCUGUCCCCGUCUGCAGUACAGAGAACCAGAGGAGAGGGACUUCUUAAUGAGGCCGACACCAGCUCUGAGCUGCCUGUCCCUGGCAGUUUGCAGAGUUUGGCCCCUGCCCAGACCAGAGACCCAGACGGUCUGCUGGUCACAGAGGCUGUGGAUAAGCUCGUUACCAGUGGAGCAACGGGAGGACCAGAAACCUCAAUCCACUGUCAGGAACCACAAUGUAAACAAUCUCCACCUCCUUCAAACCUGGUGACCACUCCGUCUACCACCAGUCUGUUCAGUCCCCAAACUCUGUGCGGAGCAACAGGCAACAAGAUCAACAGUUUGCCCACAUACCUGCCCAUCUCUAACACAAGUGAGAAUGAUCGUGCACUGGUUUCAGAUUUGACUAACACCGUGUCUGAUGGUGCCUCAAGAAUGGGUGUGUUUAUGAAGCUGCAGACGCACUGA
This is a messenger RNA of Myripristis murdjan (pinecone soldierfish), 1830 nucleotides long. It is a transcript of the gene ccdc73, whose product is annotated as coiled-coil domain containing 73. The record is from RefSeq and is a predicted model, not a curated record. The coding region runs from base 13 to 1830 and encodes 605 amino acids. NCBI's taxonomy places the organism in Eukaryota, Metazoa, Chordata, Actinopteri, Holocentriformes, Holocentridae. The transcript is spliced from 18 exons.